UCCGCAUCUGCGCAGUGUGCGGUGCGCACUGUAGGCGGCAGAGCCUCGGGAAAAAGUGCAAGCUGGUGGUAAAGAGACGAGGCGUCUCGCAGUUGUUGCCGCUCAGUGUGCUGUCAUCAAGCCGAGGAGAGAGAACGUGAAAAACUAGUUUUUAAGGAAUUUAAGUCUGGACAAGAAGACACCGAGGGGACCGACGCGGAAGGACAUGGCGACAUCCGGCCCGUGUGUUGUGAUCAGUGAUGAGGAGCAGGGCUAUGACCUGGAUCUCUUCUGCAUACCCAAGCACUAUGCGGCUGACUUGGAGCGGGUCUACAUCCCUCAUGGGCUCAUCUUGGAUAGGACGGAGAGACUGGCCAGAGAGAUCAUGAAGGAAAUGGGGGGGCACCACAUCGUGGCCCUCUGUGUGCUCAAAGGGGGCUACAAGUUUUUUGCAGACCUGCUGGACUACAUCAAGGCCCUGAACCGGAACAGCGACCGCUCCAUCCCAAUGACGGUGGACUUCAUCCGCCUCAAGAGCUACUGUAACGACCAGUCGACCGGAGAAAUCAAAGUGAUCGGUGGAGACGACCUGUCUACUCUGACAGGGAAGAACGUUCUGAUCGUGGAGGAUAUUAUCGACACGGGGAAGACCAUGAAAACGUUACUGCAGCUUCUCAAACAGUACAACCCCAAAAUGGUUAAAGUAGCAAGUUUGCUCGUGAAGAGAACGCCACGAAGUGUUGGAUACAGACCGGACUUCGUAGGUUUCGAGGUGCCCGAUAAAUUUGUGGUGGGAUACGCGCUAGACUACAACGAGUAUUUUCGAGAUCUGAAUCACAUCUGCGUCAUUAGUGAAACAGGGAAGGAGAAGUACAAGGCGUGAGGAGCUCUUCAUGUGCGCUUGUUUUGGGUUUGCGUUGCCAUUUAUUUCACAUUAAGUACUUGUGUC
This is a messenger RNA of Nematolebias whitei (Rio pearlfish), 928 nucleotides long. It is a transcript of the gene hprt1, whose product is annotated as hypoxanthine phosphoribosyltransferase 1. Gene Ontology annotation, biological process: hypoxanthine metabolic process; guanine salvage; GMP salvage. Gene Ontology annotation, molecular function: magnesium ion binding; hypoxanthine phosphoribosyltransferase activity. Bases 206 to 862 code for a protein of 218 amino acids. The record is from RefSeq and is a predicted model, not a curated record. The transcript has 9 exons. Lineage: Eukaryota; Metazoa; Chordata; Actinopteri; Cyprinodontiformes; Rivulidae.